AAAUGGGUAUCUGGCAAAGGUAUUUCAUUCUGAUCACAUGUGCUAUUGUAUUUAUGGCAGCAUGGGUUGGUCUACGGUGCCAGGCAUGCAGAGGAGAUCUUCCCCGGGAAGUGGUACUAAACUGGAUAAAGAGACAGAUCCUUGAGGGUCUAGAGCUUGACGAGCCCCCAUCCUUGACUGUACAGAGUCCGUUGGGUGAGAAGGUGCACAGGGCGGCCCAACACCGAACUCGGCGGGUGCUGCGGGAGGCGAAAGCAGAGAGGAGGCAUCAUCAGGAGACAUCCCAGGUCAUCAUGUUCCCCAGCUCUGACUCAACCUGCCUGGACAUAUCAGUCUCCUCUGAGACUUCUCCCAGUUACUUCACCUACUACUUCCAGCCGUCCCUGGUCAGCCAAGACUCCGUCAUCACCUCCCUCGACUUCUGGUUCUAUGCUGGUGAGGCUAUUAUAGCAAAUGUCAGCCAUGUUCCACUUUACAUCCUCACAUCACAGCAGGAGCUUCUGCAAGUGGCCCAAAAGCCAUCUAAACGCAGCCCAGAUGGCUGGACCACCUACAGGUUCGGGCAACACCUCCUUAGAGCUGUGGCCGACGGGCCCUUCGUGCUGCAGGUACGAUGCCUAGUGUGCAGCUGCUACAACUCUGCAGAGGAUAAAACCCCCUUCCUGCAUGUCCACGCAAGGCCACGAGGUCCUGAACGCACCCGUCGGUCAACCCAGAUCACUUGGUCACCAGAUGCCAUUGAGACACUCCAGAGGCCCUCAUCUGAAAGGAUCAGCAGCGACUGCAUGAGGGAGCAGAUCCAGAUUUCUUUUGAAGAGCUAGGCUGGGACAACUGGAUCGUGCACCCCAAGUCGUUCAUCUUCUACUAUUGCCACGGAAACUGUUUAAGCCCAGAACGUACUGCUACAAGGCUGGGCAUGCGUCAGUGCUGUGCACCAGUGCCAGAGAGCAUGAAAUCACUGCGCUUUACUACAACCUCUGAUGGAGGUUUCUCUUUCAAAUAUGAGACUCUGCCCAACAUCAUUCCAGAUGAGUGUAACUGCAUCUGAUGUGCUUGGUUAGUUACACAAUGUUCUGUUAAAUCAUAUAAUCAAAGUGUGACAAUAUACAGCAUAUACUAUAUUUUUCAAAUGGACCAUUAUCAGCACUGCUCCGACACUGAUAUAACAUGUUAAUGUGCAUUGUACUGGUAUAAGUGUAUUAGGUGUAGCAAUGAUGUUGAGAAUUUUAAACAGUGUUAAUGCUGAGAGUGGAACAGUGCUUCAAAUAAAAACAUACACAUAAAUGCAAAUAGAUCCACAUAAAUACACAACCAUAGCACACACAACCAGCCCACAAUGUUUCAAAUGUAUUUCAUUAGUAUUAAAUUUUGUAUAACACCGUCACCUCACAGCAAGGUCAUGGGUUCGAUCCCCAGGUGGGGUGGUCCGGGUCUUUUCUGUGUGGAGUUUGCAUGUUCUCCCCGUGUCUGCGUGGGUUUCCUCCAAUAGUCCAAAGACAUGCAAGUGAGGUGAAUUGGAGAUACAAAAUUGUCCCUGUGUUUGACUUUAAAACUUGUGAACUGAUGAAGCUCGUGUAAUGAGUAACUACCGUUUCUAUCAUAAAUGUAACCAAUGUGUGUAAAACAUGACGUUAAAAUCCUAAUAACUAAAUUAGUAUUGCAUUUUUAAAGUUAAAUUAAU
Molecule: messenger RNA, 1682 nt
Organism: Trichomycterus rosablanca
Lineage: Eukaryota; Metazoa; Chordata; Actinopteri; Siluriformes; Trichomycteridae
Gene: inha
Product: inhibin subunit alpha
Exons: 2
Coding region: 3-1049 (348 amino acids)
Cellular component (GO): extracellular region
Molecular function (GO): growth factor activity; cytokine activity
Source: RefSeq, a predicted model, not a curated record